CUUAAGAAAGCCGACAGUGCAUUAUAAAGGGAGAGCGGACAGUUCAUUACAACCAAAGCGCCUCAUAUAUUGGCCCAAAAAUAACAAAUCUGAAUUUUUGUUGUUGUCCGGCCUUACACUGGAGCUGUAGAGGAAGAGAUACGUUAUGGGGGGUGUUUAUAACAGAGAUCCGGUACCUUAUCUUCAUCACAACUCCCUCGUCCUCAUAUCAUUGUGUAGCCUAGCAGGGACAGUGAGGCCAUCACGCUAAACCAUUAUGACGGGUACUACAGAUUUCAGCCAUGCCAUGGGCGAUAUUGAAACCAACGGCACCGAUUACGGAUAUGAUGACUAUUAUACAGACGAGGUCUGUAACAAGGCCGGCGUUGUCAAGUUUGGUUCCAUCGCCACCCCUGCUUUCUUCUCUGUGGUGACUAUCCUGAGUCUAGCGGGCAACAUCCUGGUCCUGGUCAUCCUUGCCAAGUACGAGAACCUCAAGUCUCUCACCAACAUCUUCAUCCUCAACUUGGCCCUAUCUGACCUGGUUUUCACCUUUGGUCUGCCUUUCUGGGCAGCCUACCACAUCUGGGGCUGGACCUUUAGCCGGAUCCUCUGCAAGACUGUCACCUUUGUCUUCUACGCUGGCUUCUACAGCAGCGUUUUGUUCCUGACCAUCAUGACUAUCCACCGCUACCUGGCCGUGGUGCAUCCUCUGUCCGACCAUGGUUCCCAAAGGGGCUGCUACGGGGUCACAGUCUCUCUCGUCAUCUGGGUUGUUAGUUUCGGGGCGGCCGUCCCUGCUUUGAUUUUCAGCUCUGUCCAAGAGAACCCCCAUGAAGAAGACAUCCAUUUUUACUGUGAAUACUGGGAUCCGCUGUGGAAGAGAGUGGGCAGCUACCAACAGAACGUCUUCUUCUUGGCUGCUUUUGCAGUGAUCGGGUUUUGCUACGUGAGGAUAUUGAGGACAAUCUUCAAGUCAAGGUCACACAUGAGGAAUCGAACCGUGAAGCUGAUCUUCAGUAUAGUGGCAGUAUUUUUCCUUGGCUGGGCGCCUUACAACGUGGUGAUAUUUCUGAGGUUGUUGCAUGACUACACCGUAGCACCUUUCAAUACUUGUGAGGUCAGCACAUGGCUUGACUAUGGGUUCUAUGUGUGUCGACUGAUUGCUUUCUCCCACUGCUGUCUCAACCCUGUCUUCUAUGCAUUUGUUGGGAUUAAGUUCAGAAAUCACUUGAAGGUGAUCUUGCUGAAGCUUUGCCGCCGCCAAAGCACCAUGGAUACACAACAGAUUAGAUUACCUAACAUUUACUCGAUGGGAUCAAUGUACUAGCGCAGGGGUCUUCAACCUUUUCUUGCCCAGGGACCCACGCCAGGCAAACCGGCGACCCAGGGACCCAUCAUAUGUUAGCAACAAAACAAAAAAAAUCACAUCUUGUCAAAUCAAAAUCAAAUCAAAUUUAUUGGUCACAUACACGUGUUUAGCAGAUGUUAUUGUGGGUGUAGCGAAAUGCUUGUGCUCCUAGCUCUGACAGUGUAGUAAUAUCUAACAGUUUCACAACAUAUACCCAAAAUACACGUAAAUCUAAGUAAGGAAUGGAUUAAGAAUAUACAUAAUGUCAGAGUAGCAUUAGACUAAGAUACAGUGGCUUAGUAUAGAAUACAGUGUAUACAUAUGAGAUGGGUGACGCAAUAUUUACACAAAAUUAAAGAGACUUAUACAUAUGAGUAAUGCAAGGUACGGCGACAUUAUUAAAGUGGAUAGUGUUUCAUUUCCUUAAAGUGACCAGUGAUUCCUAAUCUAUGUCUAUAGGCAGCAGCCUCUGAUGUGCUGGAGAUGGCUGUUUAACAGUCAGUGGUGUAGUGUAUAUAUACAGUAUAUACAUAUGAAAUGUGUGAUGCAAUAUGUAAAUCCAAUUUAAAAGUGACUAAGAUACUGUAGAAUAGUGUGGAGUGCAGUUUAUACAUAUGAGAUGAGUAAUGUUAGAUACGGAACAUUAUUAAAGUGGCUCGUGAUCCGUUUCUAAAAGUGGCCAGUGAUUCCUAAUCUGUGUCUAUAGGCAGCCGCUUCUGAUGUCCUAGUGAUGGCUGUUUAGCAGUCUGAUGGCCUUGAGGUAGAAGCUGUUUUUCAGUCUCUCGGUCCCAGCUUUGAUGCACCUAUACUGACCUCGCCUUCUGGAUGAUUGCGGGAUGAAUAGGCAGUAGCUCGGGUUGUUGAUGUCCUUGAUGAUCUUUUUGGCCUUGUUAGGGCAUCGUGUGCUUUAGCUGUCUAGGAGGGCGGGAAGUUUGCCCCCGGUAAUGCGUUGGGCAGACCGCACCACCCUCUGGAGAGCUUUGCGGUUGUGGGUGGUGCAGUUGCCAUACCAGGCAGUGAUACAGCCCGACAGGAUGCUCUCAAUUGUGCAUCUGUAAAAGUUUGUGAGGGUUUUAGGUGUUAAGUCAAAUUUCUUUAUCCUCUUGAGGUUGAAGAGGCGAUGUUGCGCCUUCUUCACCACACUGUCUGUGUGGGUGGCUGCCCACUCAUAUCAUCAGGUUUUGUAAGGGUGCAGCUUUGGGUUUAGAAAUGGGGGGGACCAGUGGAGGCUUCUCAGAGGAGGAAGGGGAGGACCAUCCUCUUAGUGAAUUUCAUAAAAAUAAAAAUGGUAAAACAUUGAAAAAGUUAUCCUUUUUAGAUAAAACUAUACUAUAUAUAUAUAUAUAUUCACAUGUCACCAAAUAAUUGAUUAAAGUACACUGUUUUGCAAUGAAGGUAGCCUCAACAGAAGUCAAUAUACCAAGAGGAGGGCGGAAGCUAGCUGUCCUCCGGCUACACCAUGUUGCUACAUGCUGUGACAGAAAUAAGGCCAUGCUCAUGAAAAACAAAAGUGUCCUCCCUCAUCAUAAAGGCACUGACCGCCACUGGGGGGACAUAACCUGGUGAGAAUUUUUGGGGCAUUUUAAAGCUAAUUUAGUGCAUUUCUACACCAGUGGUGGUCAGUGCCGUUUAUGAUGAGGGAGGACAUUUUUUUAUUCAUGAGCAUGGCCUUAUUUCUAUUACAGCAUGUUGGAUGACUCUCAUUCAUAUUCCAUUCACCCAGUUCAUUGUAACAUCGAUAGGUUUAGACAACUACAUGAUACUCUAAUUUUCCCUAUACCCAUCAUGAGGUUGCUACAACAUAGCCUAUGAAUGAAAGUUUUCAACGUAGGUGCACUCAGGUCGAGAGAAAGAUUUGAGAUGACAGUGACACAUGGACAGACAGUGACACAUUCAUUACCGCCUUGCACAACUCUUGCCUGCAUCUAGCUUAUCUAGUGUGUAAUCAUUAGUCCAACAGUUGCAAAUGAGAGUUUCUAUUGGACAAAUUCUGGUAUUUUUAUCCCCGUUUCGUUUGCUUCCAUUUAAGAAAUGUUUUUCAACAGAAUCGUCAGAAUGAAUACACCCGUGAUCAAGCAUUAACACAGUUCACUAAAGUUUCAUUGCAGCCACAUUGUAUUCAUUCUAUCCUCUAUGCACUCUCUUCCUAUCACCUUUUCCCUUUGUUUGUGGACUUCAAUGAACAAUACAUCAGCUGUAUGUGACCAGGCGAAAAAACCUUUCCAAGCCAAACCAUGUCAUAACCGCUACACACAGCCUACAUCGUUUCCCCCAUAUUAGCUAAAGUAACGUCCUAGUCAACAUAGCUAAUAUAACUAAUGUGUUAGUAAACCUGCUUCUGUAACAGUGUAGGUUCCGUCCCUCUCUUCGCCCCAACCUGGGCUCGAACCAGGGACCCUUGCACACAUCAACAACUGACACCCACGAAGCAUCGCGCCACAAAAGCCACGGCCCUUGCAACGCAAGGGGAAACCCUACUUCAGGUCUCAGAGCGAGUGACGUCACAGAUUGAAACGCUAUUAGCGCGCACCACCGCUAACUAACUAGCCAUUUCACAUCGGUUACACUACAAUCAUGCAGUAAUGUUACAGUGUAUAGUCAGAAAGCAGUUAGGGGGCCUCCCGAGUGGCGCAGUGGUCUAAGGCACUGCAUCGCAGUGCUAGCUGUGCCACUAGAGAUUCUGGGAUAGAGUCCAGGCUCUGUCGCAGUCGGCUGCGACCGCGAGACCCAUGGGGCGGCGCACAAUUGGCCCAGGGUCGUCCGGGUUAGGGAAGAGUUUGGUCGGCAGGGAUAUCCUUGUCCCAUGGUGGUGGAAGAGUUCCAGUGUUGUUUUGGAUAGUCAUAGCCAGCUAGCUAACAUAGCAUCCCUCUGUUUGAGCAGGGUAGUUUGAGUAACUAAACUAGCCAGCUGCAUUUUCUAGCUAAGUAAGUGAAACUGAAAAAAAUGAUUAAAUCUCUCUCUUCCGUCUCCUUUAUUUUUGAAGAAAUGAAUUUGUUGAAAACUGUUCAUCUAUUGUCUCUCUCUCUCUUUGAGUCAACCAGUUACCACAUUUUAUGCAUGCAGCGCUAGCUAGCUGUAGCUUAUGCUUUCAGUACUAGAUUAAUUCUCUGAUCCUUUCAUUGGGUGGACAACAUAUCAGUUCAUGCUGCAAGAGCUCUGAUAGGUUGGACGAUGUCCUCCGGAACUUGUCAUAAUUACUGUGUAAAUCUAUGGAAGGGGGUGAGAACCAAGAGCCUCCUUGGUUUUGUAUUGAAGUCAAUGUACCAAGCUAGCUGUCCUCCGGAAGCUAGCUGUCCUCCCGCUACACCAUGUUGCUAACUUACAGAGUGCUGUUGAUGCUGCUAUAGGCCUUCAUUGCAAAACAGUGUGUUUUAAUCAAUUAUUUGGUGACAUGUGAAUAUAUUUAGUAUAGUUUUAUCUAAAAAGGAUAACUUUUUCAAUGUCUUAACAUUUUAUUUUUUAUGAAAUUCACCGAGAAGGAUGGUCCUCCCCUUACUCCUCUGAGGAGCCUUCACUGUUCUACACAAUCUAAUAUGACCCUUUUGGGGUCAUUUUGAGGUCACUUUUAUUGUGAAUAAGAAUAGAAUAUGUUCAGGGCCUAAAAUAAACACCUGCCAAAUGCGGGUAGAUUUCUGGCAUUGGCGGAGAAGAUGUCUAUUUCACUAGCCACAUUGGCGGAUAAGAUGUCUAUUUCACUAGCCACAUUGGCGGAUAAGAUGUCUAUUUCACUAGCCACAUUAGCGGAUAAGAUGUCUAUUUCACUAGCCACAUUGGCGGGUGGGCAGGGCUCCACAGUGUGAGCAUUUCACUCGUGUUUGUGAAUAAAAAUAGUCAAGUAUGAUAACAAAAACAGCAGCAGCUGUUUCAAAGUAUUUCUGCCGGUUUGUUUCAUACCUGGUAAAUUAAAUCGCACAAAGUCAAAGAACUACCUAUCCUAUAUAGCCUAUGCCACCUCGCGCUGCAACACUGCUUGGCUGGGGGCUGUGGGCAUAUGAAGAUCUGAGUGAAAGAUUCAUUUUUAGAAAUGCUGCGCACAGGCAUAAAAGUUGGUCUAAUUUACUUUAACCCUUGUUUGGGUCUGUGGGGCCCAUUUUCAAUGUUUAUUAAAAUAAAAAUGAUACAAUUAAUACAUUUCCAACCUGAGACUCAUUGGCCUUGGCUCAUUUUCAGUGAAGAACAUGUAAAAUAACACAUUUUCCUUGAGUGCACCCUGUACACAUAUUACAUAUGUGGUGUUCGGGUCCACUGUGAAAAAGUGUGUGUGUAGGUGAAAAGAAGUAAACAUUUUACAAAAAGGUUUGCUGGGUGCCUUCACUCCUGUCUUCAUUCUUGUCUUCCUCCUCCCUGGGCCUGCUGUUUCUACAUAGCACCAAGAACCUGUCUGUCUCCCUGCCUGUCUCCCGCUUUUAUUGAACUCUUUACCCUUUGUAGUGAGUGAAACUAUGUCUUGCGGGAACCUGCACAAUGUUAUUACAAUACAUUAUUUCGAUACAUUGUAAAAAAUGCAGUAUUUUCCCACACUCGACCCCAGCCAGGUGCAAAUUGGGGGAGGUGACACAACAAAUAAAUAGCUUUGCAUGUGUGGCUCCUUACCACAAUCAAUCAGUAUGGCAAAAAUCAUCUCUGCUCAGAGGGCCUUAGAAAUCAUUUUUGCAGAGAGAGAAACUAGUGUGGAAGGAACAUCUUCCACUUUGGAAGAUUAAGAAUUUUCUGAAUAUGAGGAUCAUGUCUCUGUCAAUUCGGAGUCUGACAGUGAGUUGGAAGAAGUGGAUGAGAUUGACCCUCAGCCAGCAACCAGCUCAUCAGCAGCCUGCAGAAGGAGAAAUAUGGAUGUCAAAAAAUUGUGAAAUUGAAUGGUCUUCUUGCCCAAGGAAUGAGCCACCCCGCAUGGCUGCCAAUGUGAUGAGGAUGCAACCAGGGCCGACGCGGAUGGCGGUUACUCAUGUGCAGGACAUAAAGUCUUCUUUUGAAAAUGUUCAUUCCAGACACCAUCCAGAAAAUCAUUCUGGACUGCACUAAUUUGGUGGGAAGGCGUGUUUUUAGAGAUAGAUCGAAGGAGAUGGACCAAACUCAUUUACAUGCAUACUUUGGGGUUCUUAUCUUUGCUGGUGUUUUCAGAUCCAAUGGGGAAUCCACAGAAUCCCUGUGGGAUGCAGAAACUGGCAGAGAAGUUUUCCGUGCAACGAUGUCUCUGGAAAACCUCCACAUCAUUUCCAGGAUUAUUCACUUCGACAACCGAGACACCAGACCAGCUCGGCGACAGAGAGGCAAGCUAGCUGCAAUCAGGUCAGUGUGGGACAAGUGGGUGGACUGCCUUCCCCUGUUUUACAACCCUGGGCCCAACUUUACUGUUGAUGAGCAGCUUAUGCCAUUUAGGGGCCGCUGCCCCUUCAGGCAGUUCAUACCGUCUAAACCCGCAAAAUAUGGAAUCAAGGUCUGGGCUGCCUGUGAUGCUGCUUCAUCAUAUGCGUGGAACUUGCAAGUGUAUAUGGGGAAGCCAGAUGGAGGAGCCCCUGAGAAGAACCAAGGGAUGCGGGUUGUCCUGGAUGUGACACAUGGACUCUGUGGCCACAACAUCACAUGCGAUAACCUUUUACUUCGCACAAGCUGGGACAGGAGCUCCUCAAGAGGAAGAUGGUAUGAACAGUAGGAAAAAAACAAGCCAGAGCUCCCACCUCAGCUGUUGAGUACACGGAACAGGCCUAUCAAUUCCUCUAAGUUUGUGUUCACGGCCGACACAUCCCUAGUGUCCUACGUGCCAAAGAAAGGCAAAAAUGUGGUACUCAUGAGUACGCUGCAUAGGGAUGGGAGAAUCUGUGGCCAGGAACUUCAAAAAACAGAAAUCAUAAUGGAUUACAAUGCCACAAAAGGAGGGGACAACUUAGACAAGCUGGUGACUGGCUACAGCUGCUAAAGAAGAACCCUACGCUGGCCACUUGUGAUAUUAUCCAACAUCUUGGAUCUCAGCGUACAACACGUUUGUCAUCUGGAUGGCGUUGAACCCACAUUGGAACAGAGGGAAGCUCCAGAGGAGACGGCUCUUUCUCGAGGAGCUGGGCAAGGCGUUGGUAAGACCUCAAAUCCAGAGGAGGCAACAUAUCCCAAGGACCCCAUGUUCUGCAGCCACUGUGAGGAGGAGGAUGCUGGUGCCCCAUCCGCCCGACCCACAGAACCAACAACUCCAAUACCGGAAAUUGCAGCCGGUAGCAACAAGAAGAAGCGCUGCAAUGUUUGUGGACCCAAGACAGACAGGAAGACACAGUACACAUGCAUCAAGUGCAAGAAAUACAUUUGCAACACACACUCACAGUAAAACUCUGUCCCUCAUUUAAUGUGUAGACUGGCCUUAAUUUGUGUUCAAUUGGGCUCAUUUAUCAUUUCCAUAAAAUACUGUAUGUAAAAUUUGUCCUUCCAAUUUGUUCAGUUCAAAGCAAUAAACAUCAGUAGUGAUGAAAACCUUGUUUAAUUUGUUCAAGAUAAACAUGAUUAUUCCAUCCAUGUGUUGAUUAUAAUAAUAAAAAAUUAAAAACAAAUACCGCUUUUAAUGAUACCUCUAGCAGAGGUAAAUGGCAAAUAUUAACCAUGUAUGCUGUCUAUAUUGCUUGUAAUUGAUAUAAGUCAACAUCUAAGUAUUUUUACGUAAAUUGUUAUGCCUGUAUUGUUUUAAAAACCCAAUAAUGUUGUGGGUCGAUCAGACCGGCGAACAUUGGGCGAAUAAGAAAAACAUGACCACCACACAAGGGUUAAACGAAAGUCUACUUAAGUGAGACGUUGUCCUUGUGUAUCUUAGAUAUUUAUUUACAUUGUUUUGUUCACAAGCUAAUUUGUUUUUCAAUGUUUGAGUUUCAACUGCUAGGGAAGAGAAGACAAAGCAUCUACUAGUCAGACAAUGUCACAGGCACAAACAUGACUGGAGUUGCGUUACCAUAGUAACCUCCUGCCCUUAAAGGGGCAGGUGAACAUUUUUAUCUCACCCGUGAUAUUAUGGUUAAAAAACUCAGGUCACAAAAAUGAAAUAAAAAAUAUACCACA
Messenger RNA from Salmo salar (Atlantic salmon), 8363 nucleotides. RefSeq names its product chemokine XC receptor 1-like. Gene Ontology annotation, cellular component: membrane; external side of plasma membrane. Lineage: Eukaryota; Metazoa; Chordata; Actinopteri; Salmoniformes; Salmonidae. Gene Ontology annotation, biological process: positive regulation of cytosolic calcium ion concentration; calcium-mediated signaling; cell chemotaxis. The record is from RefSeq and is a predicted model, not a curated record. Gene Ontology annotation, molecular function: C-C chemokine receptor activity; C-C chemokine binding.